This is a messenger RNA of Aphidius gifuensis, 3040 nucleotides long. RefSeq names its product facilitated trehalose transporter Tret1-like. Gene Ontology annotation, cellular component: membrane. The record is from RefSeq and is a predicted model, not a curated record. Bases 917 to 2464 code for a protein of 515 amino acids. Lineage: Eukaryota; Metazoa; Arthropoda; Insecta; Hymenoptera; Braconidae. Gene Ontology annotation, biological process: transmembrane transport. The transcript is spliced from 3 exons. Gene Ontology annotation, molecular function: transmembrane transporter activity.
AAUGCCUUAAGGCUGUUAAAAAAAAUAAGAAGAAAUGUUUAUCUAAUUGUAACAGACAUAAAUAUAUAAGGUUUUUUUUUUUUAUAAACAAUAAAUGUAUAAUAUUUAUAUUGUUGAUAUAAAUGAUGGUAUCAGUUUGAUGUGUAUACUAUGGUUGUCGACACCAAUGAUUAAGUUGAUCAUUUAUGAUGAUGAUGAUGAUGCUUGGGGCUCUCUUGAUUUUUACAAAAGCCUUGUCCGUAUAUAAACCAACAAGCAGACUCUUAUUCUUCUCAGUCGAGUGAAAAUAGCGUGUUGUGUGUGUUAACUCAUUUUAGUUUGCCAACAAAACGGAAAUAAGAAAAAUAAUUUUAAAAAAUUAAAAAAAAAAAAAUCUAUUUAUUUUUUAAAAAACAAUAGUUUCCAUUUAAAAAAUUGUAAAUGAUUAAUUAUAUGUGAUAAAAAUUUAAAUUUUUUAAUAAUUAUUUAAACGGUAAUUUAUUAUAUUUUAAUUGAUGAGAAAAAAAAAAAAUAAUUAAAUUAUAUUGUGUUUGGAUUUUUCUUAUUUAUGGUCAAUAAAUUAUAUUAUUAAAUUAUUUUUUUUUUUUUUAAACUUUAAAUGUGUUAAUAUUGUGUGUGUGACAACUGAUGAAGAAUAGUUUAUUGCUAAGAAAUAUAGUGAAUGAAUGUCACGAGGGUUUUUUGACUCUUUAAAAUUGUUUUGAGUCAUUCAUUAUCGUAGGCAAUCAUUCAAUAAUUUCAUUAAACUCAUUUAACGUGCGCAUUCAAUUUUAUUAUUUAUUAUCAUGUGAUACUUUUGAAUGCAGCAUGUGAUGCAACGUUAUCAACAAAUUAACUUAAUUAAAAAUUUAAAAAACCAAUUGUAUAAUCAAAGUUAAAAAUUGUUUUUUUCUAUUUUUUUUUUUAAAUAGUUUGUAUGAUGCUUAGUCGUACAAAAUUUUGGUGGAAAAUAUUGUCUGAAGCAGAUGCAAAAAGUAUUGGAGUUGGUAUUGCGGCUCACUCUGGCCAAAUAUCAGUUGGUUUAUCACAAGGUUUUAGUGCAGUAUUAAUACCAAAAUUACUUGAUGAUAAUUUUGCAACAAUUGCUGAAGGAUCAUGGAUAGCAUCACUUGGUGUUAUAUCAAAUCCACUUGGUGCAUUAAUUGCUGGUUCAACAGCUGAAUAUUUUGGUAGACGUGCAGCAAUAGCCUUGGCAACAUUGCCACAUGCUGCUGGUUGGUUAUUGAUAGCAUUAUCAACAAAUGUACCGAUGCUUUAUACGGGAAGAUUUAUCAGUGGUAUUGGUACUGGAAUGGCUAAUGCACUUUAUCUAUACGUUACUGAGACAGCAGCACCACAUCAACGAGCAUGGUUAGCAAGUUCUGGACCAAUUUUAGUAUCACUUGGUGUAUUGGGUAGUUAUGUUCUUGGUGCAUUAACAACUUGGCAAUAUACUGCUGCAAUAAGUAUUAUUCCAUCAAUAUUAUCUCUGGCUCUAGUCAAAUUUUUACCAGAGAGUCCAGCUUGGCUUGCACGUCAUGGUCAUUUAAAUGAAGCUAAAAAAUCACUUCUUUGGUUACGUGGUCCUGGUAUAUCAUAUGAAAAUGAAUACAAAGAAUUAUGUGGUGAUGCAUCAAUUGAAAGACGUAAAAAAAAUUCAAAAAUUAAACUUAAAACAGCAUUGCUUCUACCAAAUGUAUGGAAACCAUUUUUAAUAUUAAUAAUAUUUUUUUGUCUUCAACAAUUAUCUGGUAUAUAUAUUAUAUUAUUUUAUGCUGUUAAUGUACUUAAAGAAUUUGGUGCAGAUAUUGAUGAAUAUAUUGGUAGUAUUGCUAUUGGUCUUGUUAGACUUGUUGCAUCAAUUAUUGGUGCAUUUCUUGCUGGUCAUUUUGGUAGACGUCCAUUAGCAUGUACAAGUGCAAUUGGUAUGACAAUAUCAUCAAUACUUGUUGUAUUAUCAAUGAAAUAUAAUAAUUAUUUUUUAUUUAUACCAAAAACAUUACCAAUUAUUUGUAUUGGUUGUCAUGUUGCAUUUUCAAUGAUUGGAUUUUUAACAUUACCAUGGGUAUUAUCAUCUGAGCUAUAUUCAUUGAGAUUUCGUGGUUCACUUGGUGGUCUUACAACUGGUAUUGCACAAAUUAUGACAUUUGGUGCAAUUAAAACAUAUCCAUUAAUAAGUGGUAAUAUUGGUCUUGAUAAUACAAUGAUGAUAUUUUCAAUUUCAAGUAUUAUUGGUGCAAUAUUUUCAAUAACAAUAUUACCUGAAACAAAAAAUGUUACACUUGAAGAAAUUGAAAGAAGAUUUUCAUCAUCAAAUUUUAAUAAUACAAAUCAUAACAAUAAUAUACUUUUUGUUGAAGAAUUUAAUAAUAAUAAUAUUGUUGAAGUUAAUAAAAUUGGUAUUGAUAAUAUUACUUUUGAUAUAUCAGAUGAAGGACGAGUUAUUGUUGUUAAAAAUAAUCAAUUGACUGAAAUUGUUUGUUGAUAUUAUUAUAUUUAGAUAACACUAUGUUUCUUGCCAAAAAAAACAGUAUUAUUAUUAUUAUUAUUAUUAAAUUCUAUUAUUAUAAAUAUCCAUGUAUACGACUGUGAAUAAAAAAAAAAAAAACUUUUUUUUAUAUUAUUGUAUUUAAGAUAAAAUAAAUUUAUAAAUUAUUUAAUUAUUAAAAAUAUAAAUAUUAUCAUCUUUUUAUUGUUUAUCUUUUGAAUUAAUAUAUCUAUAGGUAAACAUUUAUUAUUGAUUUAAUUUUUUUAUAUUAUUUUGAUAUUAAUAAUUUAUUAAAUAAAUAUUAAUAUCAAUAAAAUUGUUUGCAAAUAUAUUUUCUGUUUUAUUAGCUUGACUGAUGUGUAAUUAAAGAUCAAAAAAAUUAAACAAAGAUCAAGUUAAUAACAAGCUGAAUCUGGUGUACUUCUAGACCUCCAUGAUAAAUAUAAUUAAAUAAAUUAAUGUACCUAUUAUUUUUUUUUCUUGCUAUAUAUUUAUGCAACCAAGAAGACUAGAGUAUUUCUAAUUGUUAUAAAUUAUAGUAUUAUAAAUAAAUUUAUUUGCUAUUUGUUUUUU